Aphidius gifuensis is the source of this 1505-nucleotide messenger RNA. Its product is annotated as speckle-type POZ protein-like. Gene Ontology annotation, biological process: regulation of proteolysis; proteasome-mediated ubiquitin-dependent protein catabolic process. Gene Ontology annotation, cellular component: cytoplasm; nucleus. The transcript is spliced from 3 exons. NCBI's taxonomy places the organism in Eukaryota, Metazoa, Arthropoda, Insecta, Hymenoptera, Braconidae. The coding region runs from base 201 to 1493 and encodes 430 amino acids. Gene Ontology annotation, molecular function: ubiquitin protein ligase binding. The record is from RefSeq and is a predicted model, not a curated record.
AACAUGUUUUAGCACGUUUUGGCAUUUUACAAAUAAUAAACAACAAUAAACAAAACUGUUUUAAUAAUAAAAAUAUAAAAACAUUGAUUUUAAAAUAAAGUUCAGUUUAUCAAAGAUUUACUGAGACUUACUGUUUAUAGUUUAUUGUGUAAAUAACAUUUGUAUCAAUAUUAUAAUUUUAAAGUGAAAAAAAAACAAAAAUGCCUCUUAAAUUUGUAUACAGUCGACAAGGCAACAUUGAAUUGUUUAACAACAAUUAUAUUUAUUCAUUAAUUAAAUCAACGUUAGGAAAAAGUUAUAUUUCUUGGAAAUGUAUUAAAUGCAAUAUUACUGUUCAAACAACAUCAACUGAACCUUCAGGUAAUAUUAUUGGUGAUGAAAAUCCAAAACAUCCAACUCAUAAACCUUGCUUAAAAGACAUAAAAAAACACCACGGAUUUGCAGCAAUAUUUCGCAUGAAAAAUAAAAAUAAAAAUAAAUUACUUGGUAAUACAACUAAAAUGGUAUAUGAUGACCAACAAAAUAACGAUACAAUGUCUGAUAUUUCUGAUGCAAGUAUAUCAUCAAAUUCACAAAUAAAAACAUUCUCUUGUGAGACAAUAGUUGGUAAAUUAUUGGAAUUAAAUUUUGAAUGGAAAAUUGGUAAUUUUUUUGAUUAUUGGAAAACAUGUCAGUCAGGUGAAGUUUUGGAGUCAUCAAGAUUUUCUCUACUAAAUGAUAAAAGUGACAAAUGGUAUUUUAAAUUAUUUCCAAGAGGAAAUAAUGAUAAUCCUGGACAUGUACUAUUGUAUAUUAAUUUGACAAAUGAAUCAAUAAUGAAUUUACCUAGUGAUUUUUUAUCUGGUACAAUAUACAUGACAAUAACAGUUGGUGAAUAUGAAAAGAAACCAAUAAAAAAAAUGUACAUUCAUCAAUGCUCAGAAAAUAAUUAUCAAUGUAUUUUUAAUUUAUCAUUAAUUGGAUUUGAAAAUAUAUUAAAACAAUCAUGCCCAAGUGAAACAUUGUAUAUAUUUGUUGAAAUAAAAGCAAGAGCAUGUGUACAUCAAGUAUAUGAAGAAAAAUUUGAAAGUUUCAAAUGGGGCACAGAUAAUACUAAAAAUUAUUAUGAUAUUGUUUUUAAUAUUGCUGGUCAAGAAUUUCAUGCAAAUAAAUAUAAAUUGGAAGAAUCAAGUACAGUUUUUUGUAAUAUAUUUGAACAACAAUUGACUGAUGAUAAUGUUGAUAAUAUUGUUACAAUAACAGAUGUACAACCAAAAGUAUUUGGACAAUUAUUAGAAUUUAUUCAAACUAAUGAUAUUUCAAUUGUACAAACAAUGCCUGAAGAUUUAUUAUUUGCUGCUAAUAAAUUUAAACUUGAUGGUUUAAAAAAAAUAUGUGAAGAUGCUAUUAUUCGUAAAAUUUCAUCUGCUGAUGCACCAAAAAUGUUUGUUAUGGCGCAUAAAAUUGAUGAUUUAGUAAUUAAAAAAGAACCAAUUGAUUUGUUUCAAGUUUAAACUAUUUAUCCA